Phoenix dactylifera (date palm) is the source of this 2763-nucleotide messenger RNA. The record is from RefSeq and is a predicted model, not a curated record. NCBI's taxonomy places the organism in Eukaryota, Viridiplantae, Streptophyta, Magnoliopsida, Arecales, Arecaceae.
CUCCUAUGCACAAAAGGCAGUCCACUUUAUUGCCGUCUUUAUAUUUCGGCAUUCAAUCCGUCCCAUUUACUCCCAUUCAAUGUCACCAUUAAUGGAGGCCACCCUUUUCCUUCAAAAUUAGGUAUUCCAAAUCCCGACUUUGAACUCCCAUCUCUACUCCAACGAAUAUACAACUUCAUAGCCCGUUCCAGUACACGUGGCACCACCAAAUUGUGAGAAAUAUGCACCAAGCUCUAGUUCCCCCUGGCCUCCUUGCUUUCCCUCAGGCAGUGGCUCCCACUUGUUAUUUGGACCCAACGACCUCUCCUGGCAAUUUAAGACUGUGUAUGCAGAGAGCUAAACCAACAAGAGAAGAGCGAGAAGAGGUGGUAGCUGGUGCGAAGGAAGAAACCAGUCUGUCCUAUUAAAUGCCUCUCAUCUAUUCCACCUCCUUCUAUAAUACCAGUACGUUAGCUUGAUUCAUUACAUCGUUAUUACACCUACAACCCAUUUUAUUUAUAUCAUAUACAAAAAAACACACUACCAAAAGAGUGAGUUAUUGUCACUAGAGAGGCGGGGUAGAGCUCAUUGUCAUGGAGAGCAGCACCGUUCUGGUGGUGCUGGCAUGCAUCGCGGCGUACGUCUUGUGGUUCUCGCGGCUGGCUGUGGGCCUGCGCGGCCCGCGAGUGUGGCCGCUGCUCGGAAGCCUCCCCGGUUUGAUCCAGAAUGGCGAGCGCAUGCAUGACUGGAUUGCCGAGAACCUGCGAGCCACCGACGGCACCUACCAAACCUGCAUCUGCGCCAUCCCCGGCCUCGCCCGCCGGCAGGGCCUCGUCACUGUCACCUGCGACCCCCGCAACCUGGAGCACGUCCUCAAGACGAAGUUCCACAACUACCCCAAGGGCCCGACGUGGCACGCCGUCUUCCACGACCUCCUUGGCGACGGCAUCUUCAACUCAGACGGCGACACCUGGCUCUUCCAGCGCAAGACCGCCGCCCUCGAGUUCACCACACGCACCCUCCGCGCUGCCAUGAAUCGCUGGGUCUCUCGCUCCAUCCACCACUGCCUCCUCCCCAUCCUCCGCCGAGCCGCCGACGGCGCCACCGCCGUCGAUCUCCAGGACCUCCUCCUCCGCCUCACCUUCGACAACAUCUGCGGCCUCACCUUCGGGAAGGACCCUGAGACCCUCUCCCCGAGCCUCCCCGACAACGCCUUCGCCACCGCCUUCGACCGCGCCACCGAGGCCACCCUCCACCGGUUCAUCUUCCCGGAGUUCGUCUGGCGGCUCAAGAAAUGGCUUCGCGCCGGGAGCGAGGUCGCUCUCUCCGACAGCGUCGUCCACGUCGAGCGAUACCUCUCCGCCGUCAUCAAGAACCGAAAGCUCGAGCUCGAAGCCGACGGCGGCCACCACGACGACCUCCUUUCCCGCUUCAUGAAGAAGGGCACCUACUCCGACUCCUUCCUCCAGAACGUUGUUCUCAACUUCAUUCUCGCCGGCCGCGACACGUCCUCGGUGGCGCUAAGCUGGUUCUUUUGGCUCGUCUCCACCCACCCCACCGUCGAGCGCUGCAUUCUCCUCGAGCUCGCCGCCGUCCUCUCCGGCACCCGCGGCACCGACCCCGCUGCCUGGGUUUCUACUCCCCUCGUCUUCGAAGAGGUUGAUCGCCUUACCUACCUUAAAGCCGCUCUUUCGGAGACUCUCCGGCUCUACCCCUCCGUCCCCGAGGACUCGAAGCACGUCGCAGACGACGACGUCCUCCCGGACGGUACCUUCGUGCCGGCCGGCUCUGCCAUCACCUACUCCAUCUACUCGGCGGGGAGGAUGAAGCCGGUGUGGGGGGAGGACUGCAUGGAGUUCCGGCCGGAAAGAUGGCUCUCACCGGACGGGAAGCAGAUAGAGGCGCACGACUCGUUCAAGUUCGUCGCCUUCAACGGCGGCCCCAGAGUCUGCCUCGGGAAGGACUUAGCUUACCUCCAGAUGAAGUCCAUUGCCGCCUCUGUGCUUCUGCGCCACCGCCUUGCCGUCGUCCCCGGCCACCGCGUCGAGCAGAAGAUGUCUCUCACUCUCUUCAUGAAGCACGGGCUCAAAAUGAACGUCUACGACCGGGACCUCAAUGUCGUCGCGGAGGAGCUCCGCCCGCCGGAACAGCCCAAGGUGGCGGUGGAGAGUGGCGGCACCGCCGCUGCUGGCCUUGCGAAGUCUGUUCAGGUGGGGGCACAGCCAGUGCUUAAGUUUCUCAGUUCUUCUUAAGCUCAAGAAGGGUACGUAGAGUUAGAAGUUUGAAUCGAGGUGGUGUGGACGAAGGUAGAUAGGAAGUAAACAAGUUGGUGUGAGCUUGGCGAGGAGAGGAGAUAAGGAUUAUUAUGUGUAUUCUAGGAGCAACUAAUUCAAAUGUUACGCUUGAUGUGAUCGACAUAAAUUAAUAACAACAUAAUGGAGGUUAGUUGGCCAAAGAAGUGGUUCUGAAAAGGAAUCUCGAUAGGUUUUCUAUUUGCUCUGUGGUUAACACGUCAAUUAAUUAUGGAAUUGUACAUUGGAAUACGACGGCAUUAAUUUCAAGAGAGAGAAGGCUUUCUGCAAGAUGCUAGAGCCUUCACGUUCAUUAUGGGGGACGGAAUCCAUACCUUUUCUCUCAAUUAUUUCGUUGCUUUUUUGUAAUCGCUUUUCAUGGAUGCAUGCGGUGCUUUUACGGUUGUUUUAUUGCUACGUUUCUUUGGUUGCAGCCAUCAGCAUGCAGGCAACUGGCAGCAUUCAUUCAUCUUGAUGUCAAUGGCGGCAGAGC